AUGUCUGCACCUCCCUCCGCCGGCGUCACUGAGCGUAUGAUCAUCCCUGUCAAGGGUACCAAGGAGGACUGGAAGGAGCCUCUGAAGACCUACCUUCUCGCUUUGAAGAACCAUGACGGCUAUCUCCGCACUCGCUGGGGACCUUGGAGCGAGAAUGAGCAGAUGCUUGAUCUCAUUUCUGGCUGGAAGACAAGAGAAGCCCGUGACAGCUUUUUCGCCUCGGCCGAGUGCAAAGAAGUAAUGGAUAACUUCAAGACUGUCAUGACCGGCGAAAUCAAGUCAUACUUCAUCAAGUUUGUGCCUUACGCACCAAGAGGUGCCAUCGACUCUCCGAUCGCCGAGGUCAUCACCAUUAGCGGCUCGACCAUGUCCGAAGACGAGAUGCGGGCUCAGAUCGAGAAGGUUAGGGGCAUGUCUGGACUGAACGACCUCGCCAGCGGCAUGUCUGUUGACGAUGUGGAUGGAGGCAAGGUCUUUGUCGCUGCCUUGGGAUGGCAGAGCGUUGAGCAAAGCAGAGCUGCCGACAAGUCCGCUUACAUUCCUUCUGGAGGCAAGGCUGAGUGCCACCACGUCAACUUCCACUACCCCAUCAAGGGCUUCUCUGUCACCAACACCCACUAA
Colletotrichum truncatum is the source of this 621-nucleotide messenger RNA. RefSeq lists its product as uncharacterized. The record is from RefSeq and is a predicted model, not a curated record. Lineage: Eukaryota; Fungi; Ascomycota; Sordariomycetes; Glomerellales; Glomerellaceae.